AUGUCCAAAGAAAAUACAUCCGUCACGGUCGAGGAGGUCGCGGCCGUCGGCCACGGCGACCCUGUGCUGGCCCGCAAGCUGCGCCUUAUCAAUGAUGCCAUUGACGAGAUUGGCUUCACGUGGUACCAUUUCCAGCUAUUCUGCAUCGCUGGCUACGGCUACGCGGUGGACUCGCAGCUGGAGCUCAUCCAGUCGUCGGUGCAUUCGUACGUUGCGCUGCAGUUCGGCGCAGACUACCCCACAGAUACCCAGACCACGUACGUGGGGUACGUUCUGGGCGCGCUUUUCUGGGGUUUUGGCGGCGACCUAAUCGGCAGAAAGCUCGCGUUCAACACGUCGCUGAUACUCGCAGCGCUGCUGGGCUUUGCUACCGGCGGCAUGAACUCGUUUGCCACGUACUGCAUUUUCAACGCGCUGGCCAACUUCUGUGCCGGCGGCAACCUCGUCAUGGACGUCACCGUGUUCAUGGAGUAUGUGCCGUUCAAGUGGCAGUUUCUCAACACCAUGAUGGCUAUGUGGUGGGGAAUCGGACAGACGGUGAAUAAUCUUGUUUGCUGGGGGUUUCUGCCCAACUAUAGCAGCGGCUGGCGGUACGUGUGGUACACCAACAGCGGGAUUAUUCUCUUUUGCGGCCUGCUACGGCUUUUUGUGCUGCGGCUGGACGAAACUCCGAAAUUUCUGGUGUCGACCGGCCGCGACGACGAGGCCGUGCAAGCCCUGCAGAGAAUUGCCCGCAAGUACAACCGUCCGUGCUCGCUCACGCUGGACCAGCUGCAGGCGUGCGGCGAGCUUUGCUCAGAUUACUACUCGCCACAGCAGGGCUGGCAGCCGGCCAAAAUGCUUGCUGCCGUGAAGGAACACGUGCGGAUCCUGUACCAGAACAAGAUCGUCGCCUACUCCACCACGUCGCUCAUGCUCUCGUACCUGCUUGUUGGCUUCUCGUCCAGCAUCUUCUACAAUUUCCUCUACAUCUACAUCCAGUCGCACGGCGGCAACACGGCGGCGCCAAGCCACAUCGUGUACAGAAACUCGACUCUGUCGUAUAUGACGGCGAUUUUCGGGCCAAUCUUCUCGGCAGUGCUCGUGAGAGCUUUCGGCAGACGCUACACCAUGCUGUUUGGCGGCGUGGCCACCAUGGCCAUCAUGUUUGGGUACACGACCGUGCGCACGCCGGCCGGCGACGCUGGCUUUUCGUCUGCUACCAAUUUCUUCAUGAACGUGUACUACGGCUGUCUCUACGCGUACGCGACAGAGAUCUUUCCGGCACAGGCGCGCGGCACAGGAAUGGGGCUGGCGUCUGUCCUGGGCGCCAUCGGGGGUGCCCUGUCCCCUGUGGCCUACCAUUUCGGCGAGAGUUCUGGCACCUCAGUUCCUAUCUGGCUGGCGGGCGCGCUUUUUGGCGUGCUUGGCAUUUUGGCGGCGUUUUACCCAUUUGAGCCUUCUGGCAAGGGCCUGAACCUGGUGCGGCUAGGAAAUAGAAGUGAGGUAAUUUAA
Ogataea angusta is the source of this 1494-nucleotide messenger RNA. RefSeq lists its product as uncharacterized. Gene Ontology annotation, molecular function: transmembrane transporter activity. The record is from RefSeq and is a predicted model, not a curated record. The transcript has a single exon. Bases 1 to 1494 code for a protein of 497 amino acids. Lineage: Eukaryota; Fungi; Ascomycota; Pichiomycetes; Pichiales; Pichiaceae. Gene Ontology annotation, biological process: transmembrane transport.